CCGCUAGAACUUCUCCCCGGGUCCCUCUGCCUGCGCAUCAAAUCGGGUCGCUCAUCGCGUCCGAGACCCUGUGUGCUUAUUACCGAAAUAAAAGAAAAGUCUUCCCCAGAGCCCUUGUAGGUCGUUAUGACUUUUCUGCUUUGCAAGACAGUUCAAAGAAAGUGACGGAAGAAAAACUCUUCCCACGCACAAGGACGGUGUUGUCUUGAGUUUGGGGUAAAGGCCAGCAAAUGAGAAGGCCCUGCCUCUGCAUCCGUCCUCCCUAACGUCUUCAGAGGAGCUCCUUUUCUGCCAUUUUUCUAGCAUUCAGAGAGACUUUUCCAGGACCAUGAUCCCAAAGGCUUGAGCUGUUUACAAGGAGAGAGUUGUUGCUUGAGCCGUCAGCAUGGCAGCUAAAAUGGAGAUAACUUUGAGCUCACCCACUCAGGCUUCCUCCAAGCAAGACAGACACAUCAUAGCAAAGCUAGAAGAGAAACGGGUGCCCGCUCAGCCAAAACACUGCCCUGACCCGGAGCUCUCCCGCCAGAGCUUCCGACGGUUUUGCUAUCAAGAGGUGUCUGGACCCCAAGAGGCGCUUUCCCGGCUGCAACAGCUCUGCCGGCAGUGGCUGCAGCCUGAGUUGCACACCAAAGAACAGAUUUUGGAGCUCCUGGUGAUGGAGCAGUUCCUGAUCAUCCUGCCCCCAGAGAUCCAGGCCCGGGUCAGGCAUCGGUGUCCAGUGAGCAGCAAGGAGAUCGUGACCCUGGUGGAAGAUUUUCAUAGAGCAUCCAAGAAACCAAAGCAGUGGGUGGCUGUGUGUAUGCAGGGGCAGAAGGUGCUUUUGGAGAAAACUGGAGCUCAGCUUGGAGAACAGGAACUGCCAGACUUUCAACCACAAACUCCUAGAAGAGAUCUUAGGGAGAGCUCUCCAGAGGAUCCUUCCCAGGAGAAUCUGUCCCAGGAGGGAUCCCAUGACCAGCCGAGCCCUCACCACUGGGAGAAAUCCCCACUCCUUCAGGAACCAGCCUCCAAAUUGACUGGGACAGAGGAUUCCAGAACGAGAAGUGACAACAAGGAAAACCCACAACAGGAAGGGGCCAAAGGAGCCAAGCCACGUGCAGCAUCAGCUGGCAGAGCCAAAGGGAAUGGCCUGCAGAGCCCUGAACCAGCAGCGGUGAACCUGAGUGAACCCCGUUUGUCCCGGAGGCAGGUCAGUCCCCCAAAUGCCCAGAAGCCAUUUGCUCACUACCAGAGACAUUGCAAGGAACUGGAAUACAUCAGUGGCCCCCUUAAAAGUCAACCACUGAGAGAGCUAAAGAAAAGCAAAGGAGGUAAAAGAAGCCUGAGCAGUCGUUUGCAGCGUCUCAGUCACCAGGCAACUCACUUGGCGAAGAAACCUUAUAAGUGUGAUGACUGUGGGAAAAGCUUCACAUGGAAUUCAGAGCUGAAACGACACAGGAGAGUGCACACAGGAGAGAGGCCCUAUACCUGUGGGGAGUGUGGAAACUGCUUUGGGCGGCAGUCAACCCUGAAACUGCACCAGAGGAUCCACACUGGGGAGAAGCCCUACCAGUGUGGCCAGUGUGGGAAAAGCUUUCGCCAGAGCUCAAACCUCCAUCAGCACCACAGGCUCCACCAUGGGGACUGAAAGGGGCCCUGUGUGUUUUAGAGUCCCUGGGAAAGGCUUCAUGUCUCUCCUUCCCCUGACUUGCAUGUAAAUCACAGACCAUCAGCGUGAAUUACAAAGAGUGCAAGUGGCCCUUGCAGUGUGGUGGUGCACACUUGGCUGGCAAGGAGUUCCAGAAGAGGCUGACAGGGCCCUGACCAAGCACGGCAUCAGAGUGAAGAGAUGAUGGCAGGUUUGAGUGUAGGGACAAAGAGAACUGCAAUCCCUGCAGAGAAGGGGGAGUCACCACUGAUGGAGAAGCAGGAUGACCUUGCAGGUGGCCCCUCAUUGUUAAAUUCUCUCCAUUGCU
Molecule: messenger RNA, 1955 nt
Organism: Castor canadensis (American beaver)
Lineage: Eukaryota; Metazoa; Chordata; Mammalia; Rodentia; Castoridae
Gene: Znf174
Product: zinc finger protein 174
Source: RefSeq, a predicted model, not a curated record